AUGGCAGGCCUAGCAAUAAAACCCAAAGAGUCGAAAGCGAUUGAGCUCACCCGCUGGCUCCUGACUCCCCUCGGUGUCUGGUCGCUGAUCAAGAAAACCCCAUCAACUAGGGACACACUCUCCGCAAUCACUCUACAAUUUUUCUGUUACAGCGUCAUCCUAUUCGCCCUGAUUCCAUCAAUAUUCCACAUAGCGUUUCGCGAGAAGAAUUUAAACGCUAAAAUCGCGUUGUGCGGUCCCGUUGGCUUCUUCAUGAUGAACAUGCUGAAGUACUCCGCCAUUAUUCGUCACCGAAAGAGCAUUAAAAAGUGCAUUGAGAGUGUGGAAACCGAUUGGGAGAGGAUUGACAACGAUCAGGAGUGGAAUAUCAUGACGAAAAAUCUGCUGAUAGGAAGAAAAUUGACGAUUGUCUGCGCUUCAUUCAUCUACACAGGGGGAAUGUCGUAUCACACUGUGAUGCCGUUUCUCAUGGGAAGUCCCGCAUCGAGUGAACAUUUUGCGGACGAACGGCCCCUGGUUUUUCCGGGUUACGACGUGCUCUUCGAUCCCUUUAUCUCGCCUGUUUACGAGAUUGUUUAUUUUUCGCAUUGUCUAGCUGCUCUGAUAAUUUACACUAUCACCACGGUGUCUUGUAAUAUUGCCGCUAGUUUCGUGACCCACGCUAGUGGGCAAAUUGAAAUAAUUGUGGGGAAGCUCAAUGGGCUCGUUGGAGAUGGGUACGAGCAGGAUGAUAAAUGUCUGAGGGAGAAGAUGGGAGAUAUCGUUCGGGAUCAUGGGAGAGUGAUCAGAUUUACUGUAGAUAUUGAAAGGGUUCUGCGUGAUGUGUGCCUCGUGGAGGUUUUUGCGUCGACAAUAAUCAUUUGUCUGCUGGAAUACUACUGCCUGACGACGUGGAAUGAGAGCGAAACCAUCGGAAUAAUCACUUAUUUCUUGCUCCUGGUGUCCCUGAGCUUCAAUAUAUUCAUAUUUUGUUACAUCGGAGAGGUCUUGAAGGAACAGGUAGGCACCGCAGGAUAUUCCGCUUAUUUGAUUGACUGGCAUCGCCUGCCGCCGCCUGCCGCUAGUGGUUUGAUACUGAUCAUCGCGAAUGCACAGGUCCCGAGGAAACUCACGGCCGGCGGAAUGCUCGAACUGUCUCUGAGCAGUUUUCUCACCGUCAUGAAGACGUCAUUAGUGUACUUGAAUUUAUUACGAACCGCGGCGACUUCGUGAGAUGUAACGGAAGAGGAGUGAUCGAUUUUCACAUCUCGUAAAAUACCAGGGGAUGGGGGCAAAAUGGACACGAGAAUUUUUUUUCAAACGCUAAAAACUUGAUCGAUCUUUCGCUUAUAAUGGGCCCAGCCUGGCCUCAAUUGAUCACUUUAUUCCUGUUUUCAAAUUGCCUGGAGGCCAUGGAUACCGUUUAAAAAAUCUUGGUACUGAUUAAUUUCCUUUUUAAAAAAUCCAUUUGU
Molecule: messenger RNA, 1451 nt
Organism: Diachasma alloeum
Lineage: Eukaryota; Metazoa; Arthropoda; Insecta; Hymenoptera; Braconidae
Gene: Or16
Product: odorant receptor 82a
Exons: 5
Coding region: 1-1212 (403 amino acids)
Biological process (GO): detection of chemical stimulus involved in sensory perception of smell; sensory perception of smell
Cellular component (GO): plasma membrane
Molecular function (GO): odorant binding; olfactory receptor activity
Source: RefSeq, a predicted model, not a curated record